AUGGCCCUAGCGAAAGUUAAAAGGGAAGGUGAUGAUUAUGACAUUCCAAAUGAAGCAGAUGACAUUCAUUUGAUCAAUGAAAGUCGGGCAGAACCUUAUCAUGGUUGCGAAGCUAGUCCGAGCAAUGAAGAAGCAACCAACAUGAAAGUGGAAGAUGGCGAAGCCGAUGUGAAACAAGAAAUGGUUGACGAUGCUCAUCGCAAUGACAUGAGAUUACCAAAAUACUUGGACCGUGUUGCUGAGAAGAGUAGAGCUCCCAAGGCACUAACAAGAGUAGGUUGCAAAGCCCAAUUUCGUAUACGAUACGAUGUAGAUGCUGGUGAAGGGGGAAAGUAUGUUGUGACUCACUUCGUCAUAGACCACAACCAUGAAUUGGCGGAACAACACUGUGUGAUGUAUCUGAGGUCACAUCAUGGUUUAAACAGUGUUGACAAAGCUCAAGCAAUGACUAUGCACAACGUCGGUGUGAAGACUAGCCAAAUCAUGGACUAUAUGGUAAAUCAAUCUGGGUCUUAUGAGAAUGUUGGUUUCAUCCGUACAGAUCUUCACAGCCAUAUUCAAGCCGUACGUAGAGCAGAAGUUGAGGAUGGUGACGCGCAGGACUACGCAAAGUUUGGUGAUGUGUUGAUAUUUGACUCAACUUACAGAACCAAUACGUACAAGAAACCUUUUGUCAUGUUGGCUAGUGUGACUAACCACUUUAGGACCACGAUAUUUGCAUAUGUUUUGCUAGCUAAUGAGACAAUUAAUACAUACACAUGGGUUUUCGAAACAUUUAUGGAGGCGAUGGGCAAUAAAGCACCUGUGUCCAUACUGACAGAUGGGGAUAUGGCGAUGCGAGAGGCAACCAGAAGAGUAUUUCCAGACGCAAGACAUCGAUUAUGUAAUUGGCAUCUUGGGAAAAAUACUGUUUCAAAUGUUUACAAAAGUAGAUUUGCACAUGCUUUCAAGCAAUGCAUGGACAUGGAAAUGGAUGAGGCAAAGUUUAAGCAUGGCUGGACAAGAAUGGUCGAAAAAUUUGGACUUCAAACCAACAGCUGGGUGUUAGAGACAUAUGAGAAGCGUGAUAUAUGGGCUGAGGCAUAUAUGCGUGGACAUUUCUUUGCUGGGAUGAAGAGCACUCAGCGCUCGGAGAGUAUGAAUGCUUAUUUUAAUCCCUUCCUCCAACACAAAUUGAAGCUAUACGAAUUUCCUAGGCACUAUGAUCGGGCUCUUGCAAGGAUAAGGUAUAAUGAGGCUGAUGCUGAAACAAUUAACACUUUUCCGGUAUUGAUUACUCCAUUGCGAGAUAUAGAGAGACAUGGGGCUGAGCUAUUCACCUGA
Camellia sinensis is the source of this 1323-nucleotide messenger RNA. Its product is annotated as protein FAR1-RELATED SEQUENCE 5-like. NCBI's taxonomy places the organism in Eukaryota, Viridiplantae, Streptophyta, Magnoliopsida, Ericales, Theaceae. The record is from RefSeq and is a predicted model, not a curated record.